AUGCAGAAGGCUGAGGGAUAUACUUCCUUCAGUGCAAGCCGAAAAACUCCGAACACGAUCAACGCUAUUGAUAAGCAAGUCCACCGAUUCAAGCGGAAUAUUAUGAGCCAGGUCUUCUCCGACCAAGGUUUGAAAACUAUCGAAGAGCGAUUUCUUACGAAUGUUCGAGACUUCAUCAAGCUCCUUGCUGUGAAUGAUAACAUUGAACCUCAAGAUAAGGAUGGAUGGGGUUCUACGAAAGACAUGAAUGCCAUGUGUCUGCAUCUGGCUUUUGACAUUAUCUCCGAUCUAUGCUAUGGCAAUGACUUUGAUAUGCUGAACUCGCCGGACCAGCGCUGGUUUUUGUCAGCGAUGAAGGUCAUUUCGAAAAGAAAUUCCGUGUGUAUGACCCAGCCCAAAGUGUUCAACUGGAAGCUGGAUCAGAUGUUCCUCGCACCCCAGUACAAGACGAUACUUGCAUCAGGAACAUGGGUGAAGAAGGCUACAGAUGCACGACUGCAGCUUGGCAACAACAUCAAACAAAAGGAUGCAUUUUACACCAUGAUGAACGCCAGUGAUCCCGAGACAGGUAUGUCCUUUACGCCGAAGGACCUCUGGCUCGAAUCAUGGUUGUUAUUGUUUGCUGGUUCCGACACUACAUCCACCACAAUGAGUGCGACAUUCUUCUACCUUGCCCACCACCCCGAUAUGCUUGCUCGCGUCAUCAAGGAGGUUCGGUCGAAGUUCAACUCCGAAGAAGAGAUAUGCACGGGAGAGACCCUCAACUCAUGCACAUUCCUUAUCGCAUGCAUCAACGAAGCCCUCCGAUUAGCCCCCUCCGUCCCUAGCAUGCUCCCCCGCGAAAUCAAAGAAGGCGGCGCCAUGAUAGAUGGCAACUACAUUCCCAAGGGUUUCAUAGUAGGUGUCACAUGUUACUCUAUCCAUCGCAGCCCAAAAUACUUCGACGCACCUUCGGAAUUCCGUCCAUCCCGAUGGAUCGUUGACCCCGCAAAUGGAGUCACCGAGGAAAGUGUGAAAUUGGCUAAGCAAGCAUUUGUACCCUUUGGUAUCGGACCGAGGUCCUGUGUCGGGUUCAAGUUAGCUUGGGCGGAACUUCUGGUUACACUUGGGAGGACGUUGUGGAAAUAUGAUAUGCGGUUGGCACCGGAAGCGACUUGUUGCCACGGCCAACGACAUGACUGUGAUUAUGAGAUUAUUGGAUGGAUGACUGCCAUCGCGGAGGGUCCUUUUAUUCAGUUUAGACCUGCACAAAAGGUCUAA
This is a messenger RNA of Penicillium malachiteum, 1260 nucleotides long. Its product is annotated as cytochrome P450. The coding region runs from base 1 to 1260 and encodes 419 amino acids. The record is from RefSeq and is a predicted model, not a curated record. NCBI's taxonomy places the organism in Eukaryota, Fungi, Ascomycota, Eurotiomycetes, Eurotiales, Aspergillaceae. Gene Ontology annotation, molecular function: heme binding; iron ion binding; monooxygenase activity. The transcript is spliced from 3 exons.